Molecule: messenger RNA, 1940 nt
Organism: Thamnophis sirtalis
Lineage: Eukaryota; Metazoa; Chordata; Lepidosauria; Squamata; Natricidae
Source: RefSeq, a predicted model, not a curated record
AUGCAGUGCAAGUGAUUUCCUGUACCAUUUAUUCUUUUGAAAUGCAUGAUCAGUUGCUGCAUUCUGUGUUUUUGUUCAAAUUAAUUACUAUGUUCUUUUUAAUUUUUGUUUUAAAUCUUUUUUACACCUGCUCCAUUAUAUUCCUAACUGCCUUUUAGUAUUCUCAAGUGUAGAAUUACAUUUUAAAACUAAGACCUGCAUCAGUAUGGACAUAAUUGCAGUUUUAUGCCUCCUUAAAGUACAACACUACAAAUGGCAGGAAGAAGUGAAUAAGUAAACAAAAAGCCACCUUGCAAUUGUUUAAUUUUCAUGCCUGAGUUGAGAAUGUGGCAGGAUUCAACUAUACUGUUAAUUUUAUUAACUAUCUAGCAGUUAUGCAGCACGGCAUAAUAGUAUGAUUCCAAGUAUCAAUUCCUUGAUUCCACAAAAUCUGUUAGAAUGUACUGCUCUUGGGACGCCCAGAUAUGAAGUUUUUUUUCAUGAUGUCACUGCAUGCUCAGUAAGACUGUUAAAUUGUGACUUCUAAAUGCUACUGGGGGAAAAGAGGAUACAUAAACAUCUGUGCUCUUUUCCUUUCUCAUCUUUUUACUGUACAAUUUCCUACAAUCCAUUUUGAUUGAGAGGAAUGAUUGUUUUAAAUGAGUUUUGCGCUGUAGGAUUAUUAUUUUUUUGCAGCACUGAGAUUAUGCAUGUUUGUCUUCUCUGAUUUAUUCCAUGUUUAUUAUGACUGACAGUUAGGGAAUGAUUGGGGUAGAUAAAACGAUGCCGUGAUAUGUUAAUUCCUUGUGGCGAUUGUCAUUUUUUUGCAGGCAAUCCAUCUGGUCAUGCUAAAAAAGCCCUGAAGCAGCGGUUCCUCAAGCUGCUCCCCUGCUGCCGCCAACCUAAAUCCAUCCCCUCAAUCAGCGAAAACAGCAUAGAGGAUGAGCUUGAGCUCUCUACGGUUUGUCAUCGGCCUGAGGGUCUAGAACAACUACAGGAACAAACUAAGUUCAGCCGCAAAGAGCUACAAGUCUUAUACCGAGGCUUCAAGAAUGAAUGCCCUAGUGGGAUCGUUAAUGAAGAGAGUUUCAAACAGAUCUACUCACAAUUCUUCCCACAGGGAGAUUCUAGUACAUAUGCAACUUUUCUUUUCAACGCAUUUGAUACUGACCACGAUGGCUCCGUCAGUUUUGAGGAUUUUGUAGCUGGUUUAUCCAUUAUUCUCCGUGGCACUGUAGAUGAUCGGCUCAGUUGGGCCUUCAAUCUCUAUGAUCUGAACAAAGAUGGCUGUAUCACCAAAGAGGAAAUGUUGGAUAUAAUGAAAUCCAUUUACGACAUGAUGGGCAAGUACACUUAUCCAGCCAUGAGAGAAGAUGCACCCCAGGAACAUGUGGAAAAUUUUUUCCAGAAAAUGGAUCGGAACAGAGAUGGUGUGGUGACCAUUGAUGAAUUCAUUGAAUCCUGUCAGAAGGAUGAAAACAUCAUGAGUUCCAUGAAGCUUUUUGACAAUGUGAUCUAGCUGACCACAUCUGGAGCCAAGACCAUCAUAUACACACCAGGGCUUCUCUCCUUGGUGUAUCCUGAGGCACUCUUCCCUUGGCUGCAUGGACAAAGCAGGCCCAUUUUGUGGAGACAAUCCUCAUGUACUCAAGAUCCAACUGGGGUGGGAUGGGGAAUCCCCUACAAGGGGAAUGAAAUGGGAGUCUUUGUCUAGAUUCAAUAAGGAUAGGCAAGGUGUGUGUCCUAGAAUUUACAAACUCUUAUUCUGGGAAAUUAACUACAAAAUGAAUUGUCGCCUCCCCACAAAAACUGCACUGACUGUUCACUAUAUAAUGUGCUUUUCCUUAAGACUUCUCAAAAUCACGGCAACCCCAUGAUCCUGCAUUAGGGCUUUCACACCCUCAAAUGGCAAUGUAAGCAUCAUUUAAAAAAAAAAACCUAUUGUAAAUGCACUCUUACCU